AUGGGCAGAUCUGUUGACCUGCCAAAGCUCGGGGGACGUCCUGGGAUCUGGAAGGUGGUCACACUGUUCUCAAAGACUCCUCAGAAGAAGUUUACUGCAGACUUUGAGGUCAGAGAAUAUGUGCUUCCAACAUUUGAAGUGAAAUUAAAGCCCAGGAAGUCCUUCUUCUAUGUGGGUGAUGAGAGUCUGACAGUCGACAUUGAAGCCAAGUACCUGUUUGGACAGAAGGUGGAUGGAAAUGCGUUUGUGGUGUUUGGUGUGAUGGAAGAUGAGAAGAAAACAAGUAUUCCUGCAUCUCUGCAAAAAGUUCAGAUCGUGGAAGGAGAGGGUACUGCAGAACUGACCAAUCAGAUGAUCACUGACACCUUUCCAAACAUUAACCAGCUGGUUGGACGAUCAAUCUAUGUUUCAGUCAGUCUAUUAACAGAAAGUGGCAGUGAAAUGGUGGAAGCAGAAAGGAGAGGCAUUCAGAUCGUGACGUCACCGUACACCAUCCACUUCAAAAAAACACCACACUUCUUCAAACCUGGGAUGCCCUUCAGUGUCUCGGCAAAGACCAAAGAUCCAGAGAUAGAAGACAAUCAGCAGGCAGUGAGGAAGAUGACGGCUCAGGCCUACAAGACCAAAGGCAGCUCCAACAACUACCUGCACAUCGGCAUUGAUUCUGCUGAGCUUCAGAUCGGUGGUCCAAUGACAGUGAAUCUAAACACUGGACAGAUUCCAGGAGUCAGAAGUCAAUAUUUCACCUACAUGAUCUUGAGUAAAGGUCAGAUUGUAAAAGCAGACAGGCUUAAGCGAAGUGGAGAAUCACUAGUGACUCUGUCUCUGCCUGUAACCAAAGACAUGGUGCCGUCCUUCCGCUUUGUGGCUUAUUACCAUGUGGGCUCGUCUGAGGUGGUGUCUGAUUCAGUCUGGGCCGAUGUGAAGGACAUGUGCAUGGGAACGCUCCAGAUUGAGGUGAAGAAGGAGAAGGAGAAGAUGAAUAUCUAUGGCACAGGAGAAGAGGUCAAGCUGCAGAUAACUGGAGAUCCUGGAGCUAAAGUUGGUCUGGUGGUGGUUGACAAGGCUGUGCAAGUCCUUAACAAGAAGAGACUCACUCAGACUCAGAUCUGGGACGUCAUAGAGAAGCAUGACACCGGCUGUACAGCAGGAGGUGGGAGGGACAGUAUGGGGGUUUUCACUGAUGCAGGUCUGAUGUUUGCGUCCAACACUGCAGGAGGAACCGACACCAGAACAGCUGGUAAAUACUCCGGUGAACUGAAGCAGUGUUGCGUUGAUGGGAUGAGGGAUAAUAAACUCGGCUACACCUGUGAACGAAGAGCCACAUACAUCAUCGAUGGUGAAGAGUGUGUCAAGGCCUUCCUGGACUGCUGCAACCAGAUGAAAGAGAAGCAGGAGAAGCAGAUUCUGGUGUGUGUGGAGUUCAUGGAGACAGAAGAUGUUUGCAGCUUUGCCAGUAAGAAAGGCAAAUACAGAACAACAGUAUCUGUUGACAAAGGCUCCAGCAUAGCUGUUUCAUAUGUGAUUAUUCCCAUGACGCUGGGAAAUCAUGAUAUUGAGGUGAAAGCUGCAGCAUUUGAUUUCUCUGAUGGAGUGAGUAAGCCGCUGAAGGUGGUGUCUGAGGGUGUGCUGAUUUCACACAGAGAAAAUGUGGAGCUCAAUCCUGUUAAGAAUGGGGAAAAACCUUUAGUUUUUAAAUCUGUCAUACCAACUGGACGGCUUCCAGACACACCUGCUGACACGUACAUCGCAAUUACUGGUGUAGAGAUCGCUCAGACAGUCGAGCAGGCCAUCAGUGGAGACUUCAUGGGUCGUCUUAUUGUCCAGCCCACUGGAUGUGGAGAGCAGAACAUGAUCUAUAUGACUCUACCUCUCAUUGCCACUCAUUAUCUGGACAGCACCAAUCAGUGGGACACUGUUGGCAUGGAUCGCCGUAAUGAAGCUGUUAACCAUAUCAGAACAGGUUAUCAGCGGCAGCUGGUUUACCGUAAAUCAGAUGGAUCCUACGCUGCAUGGAGACACAGACCGAGCAGCACAUGGCUGACAGCAUAUGUGGCUAAAGUCUUUGCCAUGGCCAGUGAUUUAAUUCCUAUAGAGGAUAAAGUGCUCUGCAAUGCCCUUGAGUGGCUGGUUCUGCACAGACAAGUACAAGACGGCUCCUUUAAAGAGGAUUCAGCUGUAAUACAUGGAGAGAUGGUGGGUGACGUACAGGGCAAAGAUGCUGAUGCCUCGCUGACGGCCUUUGUCGUGAUUGCCAUGCAAGAGCAAGAGGCCAGAGAGAUCUAUGCUAAAGCAAGUCUGAAUGAAAGUAUCAGGAAAGCUGUUGUCUUCUUGGAAGGUCGACUUCCACAACUGACCAAUCCUUACGCUGUUGCAUUAACGUCCUACGCCAUGGCCAAUGCCAACAAACUCAAUAAAGACAUCUUGAUGAAACACUCCACCCAACAUGAAGCCGAUCGGUCCUGGACUGUCCCUGGACAGCACCAUCACUCACUAGAGGCGACGGCUUAUGCUGUGCUGGCGCUUGUGAAGGACAAAGACUUUGAUAAAGCAGGAGAAGCAGUGCACUGGCUGAACAGACAGCAGUCUCACUAUGGAGGAUCUGGCACCACUCAGGCGACCAUCAUGGUGUUCCAGGCCGUGGCAGAGUAUCGCACGCAGGUGAAGGACCGGCAAAACUUCAAUCUGAACGUGGAGCUGUCCGUGGCAGGAAGAAGCAAACCUGUCAGAUAUACUAUCAAAAGAGAGAAUGCACAUCUUACUUGGUCAGACAAGGUGGACAUAAACCAGGAGUUCAAUGUAACUGCUAAAGGAACUGGAACAGCCACUCUCUCAGUUCUGACGCUGUACUACGCCAGACCUGUUGAGAAGAAAUCUGACUGUACUUUCUUUGAUCUGACUGUUAAAAUGGAGAAAGACAAUGAAACAAAACAAGGAGCCAUUGAAACUUACAAGCUAACUAUGGAUUUCAUGUACAAUAGCAGCAUAACUGAUGCCACCAUGACUAUUCUGGAUAUUGGCAUACCGACCGGAUUUACUGCAGACGAAAAUGAUCUUAAAGCGUUGUCCACGGGAAAGGACAGAUACCUUCAGAAAUAUGAAAAAAAUACAGUGCUCUCAGAGCCAGGAUCCCUCAUCCUCUACUUAGAUAAGGUUUCUCAUAAAGAGCCAGAAAGAAUUGCCUUCAGAAUGCAAAAGCUGUAUAAUGUGGGUCUGCUACAACCUGCUGCAGUCACAAUAUAUGAAUAUUACUCACCAGAUGCACGCUGUACAAAGUUCUACCACCCCGAAAGGAAAGAUGGCGCAAUAUACAGAUUGUGUAAAGGAGACCUGUGCCAGUGUGCAGAAGGUAUCAUCAGCCACAAAUAACACCACUGCAACGAAAUAGUGUAAACAGGCACUAUCCUGUAGCAUUGUACACCUGGCAUUUUUGAACUUGUGAAACGCCUUAGAAAAG
Molecule: messenger RNA, 3457 nt
Organism: Sinocyclocheilus grahami
Lineage: Eukaryota; Metazoa; Chordata; Actinopteri; Cypriniformes; Cyprinidae
Product: complement C3-like
Exons: 28
Coding region: 1-3369 (1122 amino acids)
Biological process (GO): inflammatory response; complement activation
Cellular component (GO): extracellular region
Source: RefSeq, a predicted model, not a curated record